Messenger RNA from Physeter macrocephalus (sperm whale), 3250 nucleotides. It is a transcript of the gene AVPI1, whose product is annotated as arginine vasopressin induced 1. Lineage: Eukaryota; Metazoa; Chordata; Mammalia; Artiodactyla; Physeteridae. The record is from RefSeq and is a predicted model, not a curated record. Gene Ontology annotation, biological process: positive regulation of MAPK cascade. The transcript is spliced from 3 exons. The coding region runs from base 370 to 816 and encodes 148 amino acids.
AGGCGGCCAGGUACGUAGGUUCGGCAGCCUGGCUUGAGCUGCGGUGGAAGCGAGUGGGCGGGCCGUCAGAGCAGGGGUGUCGCCGGAACCCGAACUCCCAGGUCCACCUAGAGCCCGUCGUUGUGCGAAGCGGCCACGUCUGAGCCCCGGGGGCGGACCCGUGCUGGGGAUAUCGCCGUGUGACCUCGACCAGGAUACCCCCUCCCAAGGUCUUGUCCUGUUGAUGAACGCCGUCCGGUCCCUGUAAGCACCGUCGAGGCAGGAAGCCCGCCCUUUCGAAAGCCGUGCAAGGGGUCGGGGUGGGUUCAUCUUAGCUGACCCCAUCCCUAUUUGAGGUCUGUCGGCUCUGCCCUUCAGCGUGCACCCAGGAUGGGUACCCCCGCCUCUGUGGUGAGCGAGCCACCCCUGGGGCAGGCCCCGACGGAAGCCCGGGGCCGCAAGCAGGCCUCGGCCAACAUCUUCCAGGACGCUGAGCUGCUGCAGAUCCAGGGCCUGUUUCACCGUAGCGGGGACCAGCUGGCCGAGGAACGAGCGCAGGUCGUCUGGGAGUGUGCAGGGGACCACCGUGUGGUGGAGGCCUUGAAGAGGCUGCGCAGGAAGAGGCCCCCUCGGCAGAAGCCCCUGGGCCCCUCGCUACACCACUGCAGCCGGCUCAGAAUCACAGAGCCCCGCGCUCCACCGGCUGACCCACAGACCAGUGCCACGGAGAUGGCUUCCAGCGGGCAGUAUCUGAACUCCAGGAGGACCAGUGCCAGGAUCCGCCGGAACUGGAGGAAGCCAGGUCCCACAAGCUACCUUCAUCAGAUCAGACACUGAUCCAGGAAAGGGGCUGGGAACAGCUGUAUCUUCCCCAGGAUUCAUAGGGACUUUUGCCAAAGGGUCUGGGGAGGAGAAGAAGGAAGAGAGCUGAGGCAGACAGCCCCACUGCUGCCACUGGCCUGCUCGAGUCAGAACAGGACCGGAGGCUUCCACUGAGCUGUUAUAUGGGACCCAUUCCUCACCAGAUUGAGGAGAAACAGUGACCGUUCCUGCCCCAGCCCUUCUCAAAUUUUUUUUUUUUUUUUUUUUGCGGUACGCGGGCCUCUCACUGUUGUGGCCUCUCCCUUUGCGGAGCACAGGCUCCGGACGCGCAGGCUCAGCGGCCAUGGCUCACGGGCCCAGCCGCUCCGCGGCAUGCGGGAUCUUCCCGGACCGGGGCACGAACCUGUGUCCGCUGCAUCGGCAGGCGGACUCUCAACCACUGCGCCACCAGGGAAGCCCAGCCCUUCUCAAUUUAACACUAUACCUGGACUGCAUGAUAUUCCCCUGGGAGUCAAGGACAGGCACUCGGACUCAGCAUCUCACCACUCCUGCUACUGACCCUCCUACUACUACCGUAACCCGUGGUCCAGCAGCUUGUCCCACACCCCUGCCCCUUCAGGCCAGCACAAGGAAACCAUAGUUUAAGUGGCAAAAAUAAAACCAUUCGCAUCAAGAGCUUUGUGAGUCUGUCACAGAAGGAAAAGAUCCAGAAUGGACACUCUGGAGCUGGGGGUGAGGCACUGGGCUUGCUGCAGGGAGGGAAGGAAGGAGAAAAUAAAGGGCUGGCCUCCUUUACCAGAGGCUGUUAGACUGGGAGGCGAGAUGGAAGCCUCUCCAUAGGCAGUCCUGGUCCAAGAUGAGGAGAGAGGGUUCUUGGCCCCUAGCCAGCUCUGGAAGGGGAGACUAUUACAGUCAGCCCUGCAUAGUGGGCAGUGACCCUAGGCCGGAUGAGUCUGCCGUCAGUGUAGUGGGCACCAGCUCCUCCGCUGGCUUCUGCAUCCCUGUGGACCAACCACCCUGAGGCAGCUCGACAGCUGCACCAAUCAUGCCUUUUGCAUUACUGAGGUUUCCUGUAGCCUGAAAACACUUGAGGUAAGGAUUUUUGACUACUAUUCUGGCUUUGGUUCAAAAGAAGCCUACUAUAUGUUCAUUAGCAUGCAGCUCCCCUCACACCCAUCCUAUCUGCUUGAUUAUCCAUCACUUAAAGGAGCCAGGGUUCCAACUGCUCCAAGUGGGCAGUGAUGCACACACAGAGCAGAGCUGCCCUCUUAUGGCCAAAAAGAGAAGCCAGUCCACAUUCCUUACCCCAAACCUUUGGGAGAGAUGAUUUUGUAAUUUAGAAUUUUUUUGGCUUUUAGAAAGGAGUCAUUGCAACAACUGUAUAAUCCCUAUUGGGGGAACAUCUCAUAACAGAACACUAAUAUUUCUGCAACAAAUAUUCACAGUAAAAGGGAUACAUGAUGAUUACAAAUAGCUUUGCAUCUGUGUAGGUGUAGGUCAGAUGUUGGUGUCAAAUAAGUUAUGAAAAUAUUUUGGGAAAUGAGGACCUGUACCUUCCUCUGCUAGAGGAAAAGAGACUCAGGAGCCAUAUCUCAGUAACUCCAUGGCAACACAGGGUUCUUUGUCCUUAAAAUUGCAUCCUACCUUGUCUACCUUCCACCAAAGAAAACUAGACAAAAAAGGUCAGAAUUGGACUUGUUAUUCAUACAUCUGCAUUGAUUUAAAUACAUUACAUACAAUUUCUACAGUGCAUUAGAAGAACAAUACAGAGGCAGCAGCACUCUACAGCCCAGCCUCUACUCCCUGACACUGGGAGACAGGGCCUGUGGCUGGCAGAGGGCCGGGCGGUUCCACGAGUGCCCCCCAGAAGCCUGCCCCGGCACUCUGGGCCCUAGCUCUCCCAAAGUCCACAUUCAAGGCAACCUGAGUACAGGCUUCAAGGAGAACGGAUGUGGGCCAGGAAAGGAUGCCCCAUACUCUUUGGCCUGCCAGGACUAGGACCAGCUCCCUCUUACAUUGGACCCAAUUUCCUUCUCAUCCCAGAGCUGGUCUGCCUGAGGACAAUGUGCAGAUCUGCUCAGUGAGGGAAGCAACCGGGCUCUUUAGACUGCUCAGGCUCUCUCAACACCCAGGUGGGGGCUUCACCAACACGUCUGUACACAGAUGUCUGGAGAGUUAAACACACCUGGAUCCCCUCCGGCCUCUGGGAGCCCUGCUGCUCCCAUGUUCUCGCAAAAAUGGUCCCCAAGGCCAGAGUCGGGGGGUCGGCUCAAUGGGAUUGUCAGGGCUGGGGCAGGCGGGGAGCUGUGCCUUGUCCACAGGGCAUGCGUACCCAGCUCCAGAGACUCUUCCUGUCAGCGGGGUGGAAGCCCAGGAUAAGCUGGCUCCUGGGGGCUGGACUGGAAGGGGCCCAGCCUGGCGCAGCUGAUGAGAGAGCUGCACACCUGCU